UUAUUUUGAUGUUGUGACCGGAAAUAUGAGUAUAAUGUGUGCAGCUUGACGCGUGGCCACAUCUUCAUGGAUCUGCUGCUGAGGGAGAAACUUUGGAGCCCAAUUUAAGGAGACAUUGGAGGCCUGCGUUAGCGAUGCUUUUCCAGGAGUGGUUAGAGACACUUCGUUCCAGCGCUGGACUCAAAGGAUCAGGAUCAGAAUCAGAGGACUUGUGGAGUCUUCUGCCAUCCCUGCCUCUGUCCUCCUUCUCCCUGUCCUCCCUGUCUCUGUCACGCUCCUCUCUGCUCGGUUUAGGAGCCUUGGCCUCCAUCACUGCGUACUGGCUGGUGACCCGUCCUCGACCCAUGCGACCUCCGUGUGAUCUACAAGCCCAGUCUGUGGCUGUGAAUGGAGAUCCCAGCUGCAGGCGGUCGGCUCUCCUUAAAGAUGACUCACUGCUGGAGUUUUACUACGAUGACACCAGGACGGCCUACGACAUGUUCCAGAGAGGCGUGAGAAUCGCAGGAAAUGGCCCGUGUCUUGGCUUCAGGAAACCGGGGCAGCCCUACGAGUGGAUCUCCUACGCCGAGGUGGCGGAGCGGGCUCAGUUGCUGGGCUCUGGGCUGCUGGCUAAAGGCUGCCAGCCGAACCCGAAUCAGUUUGUCGGGAUAUUUGCACAAAACAGACCAGAGUGGAUCAUCUCAGAGCUGGGCUGCUACACUUACUCCAUGGCGGUGGUUCCUCUGUACGACACACUGGGGGCGGAGGCGAUGGUCCACAUACUGAACCUGGCUGAGAUCUCUCUGGUGAUCUGUGACCGGGAGGAGAAGGCAGCCACUUUAUUGGAGAACAAGGAGAAAGGCGCGACUCCGAAGCUCUCCUGCCUGGUUCUCUUUAACGACUUCAGCGACGCGUUCGUGGAGAGGGCGAAAAACUGCGAGGUGGAGGUUUUGAAACUGGAUCAGCUCAUGGAGCUGGGAAGGCAGAACCUCAAAGAUCCUGUGCCGCCCCAGCCUCAGGAUCUGGCCGUGGUUUGCUUCACCAGUGGAACCACAGGGAAGCCCAAGGGAGCCAUGAUCACCCACGGCAACAUCGCCUCCAACACUUCCUCUGUCAUUAAGAUCCUGGAGGGUUCGUUUGUGUUCCAACAAGACGACGUGUCGAUCUCGUACCUGCCGCUUGCCCACAUGUUUGAGAGGAUGAUUCAGGUCUCGAUGUUCUGCGCCGGGGCCAGAGUUGGCUUCUACCAAGGCGACAUCUCUCUCCUUAUGGACGACAUUAAAACUCUCAAACCUACCUUCUUUCCUGUUGUGCCUCGUUUACUCAAUCGCAUUUAUGACAAGAUCCUGGGUUCUGUGAACUCUCCGUUGCGACGGGCUUUGCUUCACUACGCCGUGAAAAGAAAGCAGGCAGAGCUCAGCAGCGGAGUUGUACGUAACAACAGUCUGUGGGACAAACUGGUGUUCAACAGGAUUCAGGCCAGUUUAGGAGGUAACCUGCGGUUCGCCCUGACCGCUUCAGCACCCAUCUCCCCCACUGUGCUGUCCUUCCUCAGAGCCACCAUGGGCUGUCUGAUCUUUGAGGGUUACGGACAGACGGAGUGCACCGCAGGCUGCACUUUCUCUAUGCCGGGCGACUGGACUGCAGGUCACGUCGGUGCUCCCUUGCCCUGUGCCAUGGUGAAGCUGGUGGACAUCCCCGACAUGAACUACUAUGCUAAGAACGGAGAUGGAGAGAUCUGUAUUCGUGGCCCCAGUGUGUUCAGAGGUUACUUGAAGGAUCCAGAAAGGACAUCUGAAGCCUUGGACAGCGACGGCUGGCUGCACAGUGGAGACGUGGGCCAGUGGCUUCCAAACGGGACACUACGCAUCAUUGACAGGAAGAAGCACAUCUUCAAGUUGUCCCAGGGAGAGUACAUCGCUCCGGAGAAGAUAGAAAACGUCUACAUGCGUUGUGUUCCUGUGCUGCAGGUGUUCGUGCACGGAGAUAGUUUACAGUCUCAUCUAAUAGGCAUAGUUGUGCCUGACCCUGAGGUGUUUGUUGACUGGGCUAAGGAGCGAGGGAUUGUGGGAUCCUACGAAGAGCUGUGCCAGAAUCCCGAUGUAAAGAAGGCGGUAUUAGAGGACAUGAACGCCGAGGGGAAGCGAGCAGGGCUGAAGUCCUUUGAACAAGUGAAGGACCUUUACCUGCAUCCAGAGACGUUCAGUGUCGCCAACGGCCUCCUCACCCCCACGCUGAAAAGUAGACGCGUCGACAUCCGCAGGGUCUUUCAGGAACAGAUAGCAAACAUGUACAGCAAGACGGCCAUUUAAAGGACUCCUCUGACGGUUUCUGGUGUCCAAUAAGGGGGGAAAAAAUUUAAAUUUGAAAUUUGCAUACGCCCAGCAGUGCCUUAUCUAAAAUAGAUAUAUUUUGGAAUAUUGGUAUUUUGCUUCAAAGAACUUUUUAAGUCACGUCCACUCUUCACAUAAAACACACAAAGACCAAAUGGGACCAAGCGAUUAUUUUCCUCCUCCCCUCCGAUGUCACUGUUUCACUUUCACUAAUUCAAAAGUUGUGAUUCACUGGGAGAUUUUACUGUUAAAUAAAUUAUUGUGUAGCUGUAGCGAUAAAGAAGAAUCACAGGAUUUAAUUCGCAGAGAUGUAAAGUUCUAGACGUUUAAUUCACAUGCACAGAUUUUUUUUUAAAAAAGGGACACUGCUGUUUAACUGUAGGUUUGUAUUGUGCGGUUGUUGGGAUGCUUGUGUCGCCGUCACAUAAGCUUUUUCCAUCCUUGAUCUUAGCUGCUCGAUGACGACGAUGCAUUUUUUUUUUCCUGUAAUCUUUCACCUGAAGUUAAACCAGUAAAACUAACGAGGGUUUCAACCAGCAACGAUUUGUAAAGAAUAAAAACGGCUGGACUGUAAAUAAUGAUUAUUUUGAGAUUUGUUGACAAGACACUACUGACUAAUUCCAGUAAAGUAAAAAUGAACAGAAAUAAAAGGUUAGCGACUGAUGACUCUUUGGUGUGACUCUACUUUUACUACUGAGCAACAACAACAACGCAGUUUGUAGACAUCACAAUUAAUUUAUUACAGGAUUGAUUAGAAACUGAGAUGACGCAGUUAAAAACCUAAAUAAAAGUUAAAAUAUUUCCACAACUUAACCCUUCAUUAAUGAUUUAGAACGACGCCUUCAAUAUAACAACAAUGAUUAAGCAAAAAAAAUCACAAUGUUUGUAAAAGAAUAAAUAAUGAACUUCCUAAGAUUUAAAAAAAAAUUAACAUGGUAUGGGAGCAAUCGGAGCCAGAGUGUGUUCUUCAUACUGAGGCAGUUACUGAUAAAAGGUGGAAACGAAGGAGUGCAACGACAGUACGAGUUGGUCCAAAAUUUAGGGAAGCCAAACUUAAACGAGAUGGCGUUCCGACCACGAAGAACUUCAGAGUGCCGAUAACGUGAGAGCUUCUUUGCUAAACGGACAAACCACAACAAUAGAACGAAAUGCUGGAUGGUGUAAAUAAAAUAAAAAAGGAAACAGUGUGUCAUGAUCAGUGAGUUCCACUAGAGGGGGCACCAGCCUUUGUUUUGGACAGCGAUUCAUCGAGGGACUCCUCUCUCUCUCCGCUGCAAAGGCACAGACUCACUUCAACACAAGUUUAUAGUGUUACAUCCACAGUCAGGGCGACGUAGGCACAUUAUGAACAGGUGAUGUGACCUCAAUUUAAAAAAAAAAAAGCCCUCACAUGUAACAUGGCACAGAGCUAAACUUAAAAGAUAACCACCAAAGGCCAGAAUCUAGAAAUACAUUGUCUUGCUGAUGACCUGCGGUACAUUAAAUAACAUUCAGUCCGUAGUGUUUGUAAUUUCAAAGUCGGGUAAUAAAAACAGUUUCACAGAUUGUUGGAAACAAAGCAGAUGUGACUAAUAACAACAUUUCCUUGCUCAUUUUCCUACUUUAGAAACAAAUGCUUAUAGACGUUUCUGAAACCGUGAAGUGUAACCCUGUUAAUUAGUUCUGACGAGAACGGUUUGAUUCCUUUACUAAA
Larimichthys crocea (large yellow croaker) is the source of this 4005-nucleotide messenger RNA. It is a transcript of the gene acsl2, whose product is annotated as acyl-CoA synthetase long chain family member 2. The coding region runs from base 135 to 2291 and encodes 718 amino acids. Lineage: Eukaryota; Metazoa; Chordata; Actinopteri; Sciaenidae. Gene Ontology annotation, biological process: long-chain fatty acid metabolic process. The record is from RefSeq and is a predicted model, not a curated record. Gene Ontology annotation, molecular function: long-chain fatty acid-CoA ligase activity. The transcript has 20 exons. Gene Ontology annotation, cellular component: membrane; endoplasmic reticulum.